Hippoglossus stenolepis (Pacific halibut) is the source of this 1071-nucleotide messenger RNA. Its product is annotated as arrestin domain-containing protein 3-like. Gene Ontology annotation, biological process: protein transport. NCBI's taxonomy places the organism in Eukaryota, Metazoa, Chordata, Actinopteri, Pleuronectiformes, Pleuronectidae. Gene Ontology annotation, cellular component: plasma membrane; cytoplasm. The transcript is spliced from 6 exons. The record is from RefSeq and is a predicted model, not a curated record. Bases 1 to 1071 code for a protein of 356 amino acids.
AUGUCAAACAGUGUGAAGAGUUUUACAGUGGGAAUUAAUCCCAUAUCCAAAAGCGACGUUUUCACCAGUGGCGAUUCGCUCACAGGACAGAUCAAUCUGGAGGUGUCUGGCGACUGCAAAAUAAAUGCACUCGUCGUGAAGCUGAAGGGAAAAGCAGAAGUGAAAUGGACCGAACAUUAUGGAAAAACCACCGUAACGUACCACAACAAAGAGAAGUACUUCAGCAUCAAACAAUCUCUCUUUCAGGAAGGUCGCGGUGAGUGCAGCACUGUCGGCCCAGGCUGCCAUGUCUACCCAUUCAUCUUUCAGAUUCCAGCACAAGAGCUGCCAUCCUCCUUCAAAGCCUCCCACGGAAAAAUCGUGUACACGGUGGAGGUGAUCCUCAGCCGGCCCAUGAAAUUGGACAGUAAAGCUAAGGCUCAGUUCACCCUCAUACACAAAGGAAACCCACACAGUGAGGCGUUGCUGAGGAUCCCACAGCACAGUAUCAUCGAUAAGAAACUGAAGUUCUUCACAUCAGGAACAGUGGGCAUGGAUGUAAAUAUUGCACAGACAGGCUUCCGCCAAGGUGAAGGCAUCAAAGUUGUGGCCUACAUUCAGAACAAGUCAUCUCGUGACAUUAGGCCCAAGUACUGCUUGUACAGGAAGUACAGCUACUUUGCAAAAACGAAGAGGCGAGUCGAAACCAAAGACAUCCUGAAAGAAGUGGGCGAAGCCAUUCCACCUUCGGCAGGUCAGAAUGUCACCAGGAUCAUCACCAUCCCUGCCACCACGUGUGCGUCCAUCUUGAACUGCAGCAUCAUCAAAGCUGAGUACAGACUCAGGGUCUAUCUGGAUGUUAAAUAUGCUACGGACCCCCAGAUCAAGUUCCCUAUAGUCAUCCUGCCUGCUUCACAGGGGCCUGAUGAUGAGAGGCCGCCCCCUGCAUAUGGAUUAGAUGGGUAUGCAAACUCAAGCGAAGGGACCAAUUUCCUACAAAACCCAACUGCCUUGGAACCAUCUGCUCCACCUCCAUCCUAUGGCACAUAUGCAAUGUACCCCUCAUUGACUGGUGCUGUUGGGAAGUACUAG